Molecule: messenger RNA, 589 nt
Organism: Condylostylus longicornis
Lineage: Eukaryota; Metazoa; Arthropoda; Insecta; Diptera; Dolichopodidae
Exons: 2
Coding region: 17-415 (132 amino acids)
Source: RefSeq, a predicted model, not a curated record
UUCACAAAAUUUAACAAUGUUGAAAAAAGUAAUUUUUCUUUUAUAUAUUUCAUUUUUAUUAACUUCUACAGCACUACCCUCUUAUGAAAUUAGACCAGGAAAAUGGAUUUUUACAUUUGGAAAUUGGACUUACGAUCAUAGUGUCAUCGGAUUUCAAAGUAAAAAUCAUUUAGAAAUGGAACCAAAUAUUACAAACUUUUCAGUACGGUAUCCAACGGUUGGUAGUGGUAAUGUAGUAAAAUAUGCUCUAAUUGAAAUUGAUACAAAUGAAGGUGCGGAUAUUGAUUGCAUUAUAACUGAAGGUGGUAUUGGCAAGACAUUUAUACAAAUAAAGACUUUAGUUAAGCAUUACACAAAAAUUCAUCAUCAAACCACUAUAAUGGGUAUUCAACCGAGAUCACUGACAGUUGAUUAAAAUGGUAAAUAUGCAAUCGAAAUGGUGAAUAUGUAUUCCUAUAUAAGCUCAUAGGAAAAGCUGUAUUCCAUUCAACCAAAUAAGUUUAACCAAAAAAGUUGAAUAAGUUAAGUAAAAUUAUCAAAAUAGUUUUGUAAAACUUUUAAAUUUAAAUACAAAUAUUAAAGCAGAAAA